This is a messenger RNA of Dovyalis caffra, 1623 nucleotides long. NCBI's taxonomy places the organism in Eukaryota, Viridiplantae, Streptophyta, Magnoliopsida, Malpighiales, Salicaceae. The record is from the annotation of a GenBank genome assembly.
AUGCUUCAUCUUUCCCACCACCUAUCCAAACCCUAUUCAAUCACAUUUUCAAGACUCAAUCUUCAACCCCACAACAUUUCCAGUCUCCCCAUUUCCCACAUUAACCCACCCAAGAAAGUUAUUUCAUUUUGUAAACACCUUAGCAUUCUCAGUCCUGGGUGCACACCACAAGAUAACAUUCCACUUGCCAUCACUGCCACUUAUAAUGACAGAGCUGACUGUGAUAAAUUUACCAAAGAAAAUGAAGAUAUAGACACCCAAGAAGGAAGUACAAAGAACUUCUGGGGUGCUGUUAGUUUGAUUGUUGGCACUGCUGUAGGGCCUGGAAUGCUGGGUUUACCAGCUGCAACGAUAAAGUCAGGUUCAUUUACAUCAACCAUUGCCAUUAUCCUUUGUUGGGUUUAUGUAAUCUCCUCUAUCAUUCUUGUUGCUGAACUUAGUUUUGCUGCUAUGCAAGAAGAUGGGGUUGCUGAGGUGAGUUUUACUGGCCUUGCAACAAAAGCUUUAGGAAUCAAAUUUGGUGCUUUUGUGGCAGUGGUUUAUGCUAGCUUAAGUUUUUCUUUGUUAGUAGCUUGUGUUUCGGGCAUUGGUUCAAUAGUAUCACAGUGGUUUCCAUGGAUGAAUGUCGUGUUGGCUCAUGCUUUGUUUCCUCUUGCUGUUGGGAUUGUAAUUGGGUUCUUCCCAUUUAAGAUCAUUGAUACUGCUAACAGGUUUUUAUGCUUGCUCAUGCUUUUCUCCAUAACUUCACUGGUAGCUAUUGGUUUAUCUGUGGCUAGAACAAAUAUAUUAGCCUCCCUUGUUCCCACCUCCUGGAGCAUUUCAACAAUCUUGCCUGCUGUACCUGUAACGGUACUUACGUUGGGGUUCCAUGUUAUCACCCCUUUUAUAAGUAAGGUUGCUGGGAACACCGUAUCUGAGGCUAGAAAAGCUGUAUUGAUUGGUGGGGCUGUUCCUUUGAUAAUGGUUUUGUCAUGGAAUUUAAUUGUUUUGGGGCUUGCUGGGGCUAACACAGCUGUCUCCUCCAAUGACUCUAUCUCUCUCUUGCUCUCUGUCAAUCCUUCUGCUUUAUCUGCUGUUCAGGGCUUUGCAUUUUCUGCUUUGGCAACUAGCUUGAUAGGUUAUGCUGUUAGCUUUCCGAAACAGCUUCUUGAUACCUUGGAGUUGAUUUUAACGAAACCAAAAUCUGAAAAACAGAUUUACACUCAAUGUCAAAUAUUUGCUAACGGGAUCUGUACUGGUAGAAUUGGAUUGGUAACCUUUUCUGGUGAGAGUAAUCUUGGAAAUAGAGGGAGGGCUUCAUUUGAUGGAACAAGCUGUUUUGCUGCAUCAGAAGUAAAAUCGCCAUCAAGCAUUGCCGAGUCUAAUGCAUUCCACCAUACUUUUGUAACGAUGCUUGUACUUGGUGUUCCCAUUCUUAUAGGAUCCUUCUUUCCCUCAACCUUUUCAAGAGCUCUUGAUUUUGCUGGAGUUUAUGCAAAUUGCUUCCUGUUUGGCAUGCUUCCUCCAGUAAUGGCAUAUGCACAGCAAUCCAGGAAGAAGCUCAGGUCAGCCAUUCUGCCAGGGGGAGAUAUCGCUCUUCUACUACUCUUUAGCAUUGCUGUCAUUUUGGGGAUUUGGCAUUAG